Messenger RNA from Ipomoea nil (Japanese morning glory), 1325 nucleotides. RefSeq names its product F-box/FBD/LRR-repeat protein At1g13570-like. Gene Ontology annotation, molecular function: protein binding. The record is from RefSeq and is a predicted model, not a curated record. Lineage: Eukaryota; Viridiplantae; Streptophyta; Magnoliopsida; Solanales; Convolvulaceae. The coding region runs from base 88 to 1305 and encodes 405 amino acids. The transcript has 5 exons.
CAAAGGCCCAAACCAAACAUAAGAGGUGAGGAACAGAACAAUUUAAGGUUUUGAUUUGGACUGACGCCUCAUUGUUCUUUCAAUUUAAUGGCUCGACGUCUGCGACUCGAAAUGGUAGCGGAUCAUGCAAGUAGGGAUUUAAUAAGUGAGCUGCCCUUAGAGUUAAAGGUGAGAAUUUUGGAGUGUUUGCCCACCCGAGACGCCGCCAGAACUGCUCUGCUCUCAACACACUGGAAUCAUGUUUGGUUGCGGCUUGGUCGGCUUGCUUUGGAUAAUGACUUUUUCUGGGAUAUCAUAAAAUGCAGUGGUGUAAGUAUCGUGCCUUGUAAAAUAAUAACUUACAUUCUCUUGCAGCGUGUUCAACCCGUUAAGAAAUUUAGCCUACACAUCAUUGGCUUACUUGAUCCUAUGUUGGAGCAGUCGGAUUUGGAUCAGUGGUGUCUUUAUCUGUCAAUAAAUGGCAUUGAGGAACUUGACAUCUCUCAUUGGAAACGUCAAUAUAAGCUGCCACUUUGUAUAGUCUCGUGCACCACAAUCAAACAGCUGGGACUCAAGGGUUUGCAUUUUGAUUGCCCAAUAAAUGCUCCUUCUAUUUUUCCCGGUGUCACUUCAUUAAUUUUCUCUGAUGUUGUUUUUAAUCAUAAUGUUAAUGGAAUUGUGUCUAGCAUUCCUAAUCUUGAGAAGCUGGAAUUCAAGCAUUGUGAAGGAAUCAGUAAUUUUAAGUUCAAAGCUCCAAAACUUGAAAGUUUGUCUGUUAUUGGUUUUAUACCUGCAGCUGAAUCCAGAUGGCUUGUACUUCAUUUGGAAACAAUUAAGGUUCUUUGCUUGGAUCAUAGCAGCAUGUUGUGGGAAGAUGUUGAAGUAGCCUCCUUCCCAACUGCAAUAAAUCUACAAGUAAUCAAACUGAAUUCUAUGAAGUUUGCCAAUGAAAAACAGCUCAUGGGUGUUUUGAAGUUACUUCAAAUAUCUCCCAACCUAUGUGAACUAGACAUUACAGCAAAGGUUUCUGAAGAUGACACAGAAGAUGAUGACAUAAAAAUUGUUUUACGACUUUUGAAGGAUCCAGACAGUUGUAUUGUUAAUCAAGAUCUGAAAAUACUUAAAACAAUUAAGAUUAGACUGUUUUGUGUAUCCACAGUCCUAACGCAUUUUGUGAAAAUGCUGCUCUCAAAAUCCCCUACACUAGAGAGUGUUGUUAUUCGGGAAUAUUAUUUUAUUCAUCGCCAAUACAAUAAGGUGAUAAAAUUCCAAAGGGAGUUGUUGUGCUUCCCUCGCGCAUCUCCAAAAGCACAAAUUGUAUUGUGAAACUCCAUGGGUUCAUUUUG